Messenger RNA from Symbiodinium sp. CCMP2456, 1218 nucleotides. Lineage: Eukaryota; Dinophyceae; Suessiales; Symbiodiniaceae. The record is from the annotation of a GenBank genome assembly.
AUGAUGCGAUGGCUGCACGUCGCUGUCAUGGCCGGGAGCUGCCCCGUUCCGGUCUUCUCUGCCACCUCUGCCAGCUGCCUGUCACACAGGACUCGCCAGGCGAUCGAUGAGGAAGCUCAUGGAGAGCAAAGCAUGCAGCUACUGCAGCAUGCACGGGACCGCCACGGACGGCAACGGGUCCCUCCCAGUGGCUUUUUCAAUACGUCGGCCAUCUUAGCAGACAGCCCUGGAGGUACUUUCCUCUCGCGCAUGGCUAUCUUGGUUCAGGCUGUCGGUCUGACGUACAAUACCACCACCCCGAAGUUUCAACCGGGGUUGGCUGAUGCCAACAUAUCUUCAGGUGCUGGUACCUGGUUUCGAAAGAAGCAGUUCGAUCGUGACCCGGAGAAGGGUGGCGUCUUUGCCAGAGUCUUUGCAAACGACGAGCUGCAUUCGGCCAUCAUCGUCUUCAAAGGCAUCUGUGACACCAUAGGCCUCGAACAAUGCACCAUUGAUGCAUGCAAGCUCAACAGCAUCGGAGCCUACGGAGAGCUCUCGGAGGGCAUCGCUGCAGUGUUCGGAGCAGACGACAAGACAUGCGAAGGCUACAGGGAACACCUGAACUUCGUGGAGCAGGCUUUGAGUUACGCUGCCGCGGUCCGCAGCGCGCUAGAAGACUACGAAAUCAUCCUGACGGGGCACUCCCUCGGAGGCCUGCUGGCGAUUGUCACGGCUUCGCAGCUUGGCCUCCCAGCGCUGACUUUUGCACCGACUCCUUUCCACAACGUUCUGAAGCAGGAGUUGAACCUCACCGACGAGCAAAUCUCUGGCAUGGACUCGGACGACCUGGUGGCAACCUGCGAUCCUUUCGAUUGCGGCAUCAACUCUGUCUACGUCGACGAUGCACGACGUGGCUCCAAGACAUGUCUUUACAUGGAUACGGAUGAGCCAUCCCCUUGCAAGUCUUUGCCGUCGUCCCCGUAUGAAGCAGAAGGAUGGCGGGAGAGGUUGCACACGAACGGCUCCAACCUUCUCCCCGCCGCGCACAACCUGCUUUGUAAGCUGAGUGCUCACAAAUGGCCUCGGUACGAGGAGAUUGUGCUGAAGCAAGAGGCGGAUGGUACGCCUGGCAAUUUGCCGGUCUGCAACACAGACUACAGCGUUCUAGAUGUGAAUGAAGGCAUGUGGCAGAAGCUGGAUUUUCUGCGUGCAUGGCUCGGACGCUAUCGGCCGAACUAA